Molecule: messenger RNA, 6464 nt
Organism: Nymphalis io (European peacock)
Lineage: Eukaryota; Metazoa; Arthropoda; Insecta; Lepidoptera; Nymphalidae
Gene: Ltn1
Product: E3 ubiquitin-protein ligase listerin
Exons: 25
Coding region: 144-5366 (1740 amino acids)
Biological process (GO): rescue of stalled cytosolic ribosome; ribosome-associated ubiquitin-dependent protein catabolic process
Cellular component (GO): RQC complex; cytosol
Molecular function (GO): ribosomal large subunit binding; ubiquitin protein ligase activity; zinc ion binding
Source: RefSeq, a predicted model, not a curated record
UAUGUCAAAUUGUCAAUAUAAUUUGUUGGUAGUAGAUAUCAGCAAUUUGGCGACUAAAUUACUUUAAAAAUUUUCAUAUCAACUCAAGUACAUGUGCUUUUUCUGUAAAUCAGUAUAUAUAUUGCUUAACAUAUGUAAUAAUAAUGGGGGGUAAAACGAAGCAAAGAACUAAGAAUAAUGCGCGACCCUCUAGCAGCGGCCGGAGCGCAGAACUAUUAAAUAAUGCAAAGAAAGUCGAGUCAUCUGUUGGAGCCGCUGGUCAAAGCAAGGAUCUUCCAGUGCUAUUCUCAACUUUGAGUGUAACAAAUGUUGAUGCAGGUCUUAAUCCUGAAUUCUCAGUGUGCUUCAAGAAGCUUAAUAAAAAGGAUCCAAUUACUAAAACUAAGGCUCUACAGGAAUUGACUGAGCUGGUUAAGAAUAGAGAUAUUGAUGAAGUGGUAGCUUCUCUACCGAGCUGGGCUCACUCCUACCAAACCUUAAUCAUUGACAGCGAUAGAAGAGUGCGGGAAGCGGCACAGCUAUGCCACGGCGCCAUGGUGGCGGCGAGCGGGCGGCGCGCGGCGCUCGUGUUGCGGCGCGUGUUGCCAGUGUGGCUGCUCGCGCGUCACGACGAGCACGCGCCCGUCAGCGUGCAGGCGAACGCGCAGCUCAAGAUCACAUUUCCUGAGAGAAAAUUAGGCGAAGCGAUCUCGUUUUGUAAAUCUGAGAUCGUAACAUUACUCAUCGAAAACAUCACCGGCAAUGCGGAAGUCAUGCUCAAUAAAAAACUUGACAAUCCAGAGGAACGUGAAAUGCAAAUUUUACGUAUUCUAUGCAGUAGCUUGAGAGCGCUGGAUUUCUUUGUAACCGAAUUGCCGGAAGUGCACGACGACUGGCUGUGGGACGCGCUAGCGCCCCUGCUACAAUCGAAUGCUUUUUGGAAGUUGGCAGCGCAUCAAUCGCCAAAUAUCAGGGCGGCGUGGUACGGCGCGGCGGCGCGCGCGUGCGGGCGCGGCGGCGCGCGGCGGGCGGCGGGCGCGGGCGCGCGCGCGGCGCGGGCGCUGCUGGCGCGGCACGAGAGCGGCGCCGUGGCCGCGCAGCGCUGGGCCGCGCUGCUGCACGUCAUGCACCGCCUCGAGGAGUGGCACACGUGGCUGGACAAAAAAGACCUCCUUAUGAAGCGACUUCUGGAAGUUGUAUCGACCGGUGGUUGGGGGGACGCUCGGCUGGUGUCCAAUAUGUUACUGCCGCUGUUGGUUAAGUUACCGGCCGAUUUGAUCACUAAGGACUUCUAUAUAAUAUUCUUUAACGCGCUUUUCACAGGGUUAAACAAUAAAAUUGUUAUAAGUUCGAAAUGUGAAAGACACACCUGGAUAAACAUCCUACAAGAAUGUCUUCGAUAUUUGUCACUUCAGCAAGAUGACUACGUCAUAGAAGUGGUCACGUUCGUUCAUCGAACUUGGCUUGAAAAAAUAUUCGCCUACACAGACAGGUCGGUAAAGAACCACUUGAUAAGAUAUUCGUCAACAACUAUGGUAUCAUUAGUCAAAUAUUGGCUCAAACAGACCAAACAAGAAAACAGUGAAAAGUACGACCAACUCAUAAGAAAUUUUUGGCUAAACAUUGGCUCAACGAUAGCAACGCAGAUAGACAAAUUAUCUGUUGAAAAAGAAGAUAUUAUGCUCCUAAUCGAAGCUCACAUAAUGCUGUUGAAACAUUUGAAGGCCGCUUUUCUACAAGAAGAUAAAAAGCAAAAUCAUAUUCAGUUUGCGGAUGAAACGACGCCGGACGUCAAGGAGCCGUCUCCGACUUCGACGGACGAGUGUGACGACACAGUUACGGAAAGAUUCAAUCACAACUUAAACGAUGUAGUCGAGAACACGUGCUGUAAUUACUUCGACUUUGCACACCAGAAACAAGUCUCCGAGGCUGUUUUCACGUCUUUGAUAUCGUUGAUUGAAAAAUUUGAAGGCAAGAAUUUAUUAAUGGCGCUAGCGAGACACUUCAAUCAAGAAUCAGUUUAUGGAUUGUAUGACAAUGUAUUGAAGAAGUGGUUAGCCGGCGACACUAUGAGAUGUAAAGCGCUAGUAGACAUCAUAUUCAUAAUCUUUAAAUAUUUAACGGAAGAAGAACAAGACGUUAUGUUCAAUUCGUUUCAACAGUUUCCUCCAUUAGUGGUGGAAUGGUGUAUAUCGCUGACUCUGACACACCCGUGCUGCUCGUCGGCUGCGGGAAGGAAAUGGCUGAGCGGCGACGUCGUGGAGGCGACCGUGCUUGCGCUGUGCAAGCGAGAGGAAGAUACCGAGGCGGAUAAUUUGCUUCUAACGUGUCUCAGUCACGGGGAUACAGGAGGGCCGGUGCUGAGCGCGCGCGGCGUGGAGCGCGUGGUGCGCGCGCUGGGCGCGUCGCCGGCCGCGCCGCGCGCCGCCCGCGCCGCCGCCGCGCUGGCGCGCUGCGCCGCCUGGCGCGCGCACGCCGAGCCGCUGCUGCGCGCGCUGUUCCAGCUGACGCUCGACCACCCCCUGGGCGACGCGCGCGUGUCCUCGAGCGCGUGGCUGUCGGCGCGCGCGGCGUGGAGCGCGGCGCUGGGCGCGCUGCCGGCCGGGGAGCGCGCGCGCCUGCGAGCGCACGCGCGCCUCGCCGUGCACGCGCACGUGUUCUCCGACAUGGAUAAACUAGAUAUGAAGCGUAUCGGGCACGCCGCGGCCCUGUGUCCGUAUCUCUAUUUACCGAGUCAAGAUAGUCCUUCCGAACACAGCGGCGAAGUGGUGUCCCUCACCAAGGAGCUGUUCGAGAUGCAAACACUGAAGCCCGAGGUGCCGUUGGAAGUGUUCGCCCUGAGGUGCGACUGUAUAGAUGGAAACAUCAAUUGCCCUUUUGAAGACGAAAAUGAAUUCAUAAAAAAGAUUGUAAACGACUCGGAGUCGGAUCAUGAGGAGCUAACGAGGAGAGAUCUCAUAGUGUUCCUCUACGAGAGUCUAUUUCGCGUUUCCUUCCUGAGGGCUAUCCUCACGCAGAACGUAUCCUCGGAUGAAGAAGAUGAAGAGACCGAAUCUUGGUGCGACGUGCUGCUCAGAGAGGAGUACUUCAAAGCGAAAUUGAAUCGGGUACUCUACGAAUAUGCGAUUCUCAGCGUUCUUUACGAGAAAUAUUCCUUUUGGCCUCAUUAUGAAUUAAUAAAAAAAAGUAAAGAACGAAUGGAAAAAUUUAUAGAAGAUAUUAUAUCCGAAAUAAGUCCUGAGACAAAGAACGUCGUCCUAACAUACUUACACGCGAAUGCAAUCACAAAAGGCUACUACUGGUCGUAUGCGAAGAAAUAUUUCAUCGUCAUAAUGAAUAAAAUAGCCCAGAAGAUUCGUGAGAGAAACGACGACACGUCCGAGAGCCAAAGCAGCGUCGACGACAGCGACGAGGAAAGUGAAAAAGAGGAGGAACAAGCUACAAGCAACAAUCAAGACACCGAAAGUAGCGAGUAUCAAAGCAUUAUUGAAAAUUUAGAUAAAACGACAGUGGAGGAAAUGAUCACCGGAAGCGGAUUCUUCCACAGCAUGCAGGCCGACGCGGCGCCGAGCGAGCGCGCGCGCGCGCUGCUGAUGCUGCGCAGCGUGUGGCGCGCGCACGGCCACGAGGCGGGCCUGCGCGAGCGCGCCGACAGCGCGCUGCGCGACGAGCCCGCCGACCUCGUCAUCGACCUGUACUUCGAGCACCACCACAUCAUGCUCUACGACACGGACCUGACCGACGCCUCGUGGUGCCAGAUCGUCAGCAACGCGGCCAUCGUGCACUUCCUGACCGAGUGCGUGCGGGCGCGCGGCUGGGAGCUGGGCUCCCAUCAGUGGGACUUCACCAACAUCACGCUGUGCUCGCUGAUCACCUCGCUUCAAAUCAGCAUGCAUCGCUGGUGGUGCUGCAAGGUGGCGAUCAUCGCUCGGGCGGUGCUGGAGCUGUACCUCGUGGUGGAGCAGUUUACGACGGAGACGCUCAAGGAGGCAGAGCGGCGCCAGCCGAGCGAGCACGUCCUGGCGCUGCCGGUAGAAUGGGGCGACAUCUUCGAACCUGACUUGAACAGAAAUCUUUUCGAAUUGCUGAUAGUAAUGCUGAAAGCGGACAUCCGGCCGAUGACUGCGUCGCGCGUGUCGACGCUGGGCGCGAUGGCGUCGUGCUGCUCGCGCCUGCAGUGGGCGUGCGUGCCGCGGGCGCCGCGCGCCUCCGCGCUGUCGCUGCGCCUCGUGUGCGGCGCCGCCACGGGCGCGCUGCGCGGCGUGGCGCACCCCGUGCGCAAGUACCUCGCCUUCGCCGUGCUCGAUCUGCUCGCCGAGUCGCUGGUGCUGCACGACGCCGAAAAGCUUGCGGAGUGGUGCGCACGAGAUGACGACAGUCCCCGGCCAGAGUUUACUCUCACCUAUUAUGAUGAAGCCUUGGUGCACCUCCAGGACCUAGUCGACGCUGCCCUAUCGAAUAUCAACGUGUGCGAGGGCACGUGCGAGAUGGUGGCGCCUUCCGACAGCCACAGCGUGGCGCUCGGGCAUCAGCUACUGGCCCUCGUGCUGCUGCGGCACUGUGCGCGCGCACGGGGAGACCUCGCACAAUUCUACAUCGAGCUGCUCAGAGAGGGCGGGUACGCGGCGGGGUUGAUGUCGAGCUGCGUCCGGCUGCUGCCCACCGACGUAUUGCGCGUCGCGCUCGAGGGCACCGAGCGGGCGCCGAUGCCAGCUCGAUGGCUACACUGCUUCAGCGAACUGCCCUCCUUCGACGUUAACAAGCGCUGCGACGGCGAGGUGGUGGCCGCGCUGGCGUGCCUCGUGCUGACGGAGACGCUGGGCGGCGCGGCGGCGGGCGAGGCGCGCGGCUGGUGCGGCGCGCUGGGCGUGCGCGCGGCGGGCGCGCUGCGACGAGUAGUGCGCGCGGCCGUGGCGCCCGUACUGCGCCACCGCCUGCUGCUGCAGCUGCGGGAUCGCGCGCACGAGCUGCCCGACUCGCAGGUCACCAUCCAGUGGUCGCGCGCCGAGGUGCGCUGCGAGCUAGAGCUGGAGGAGCGCACGCUGGAGCUGACGGUGCAAUUCGCGGAGGAGCACCCGCUGGUACCGCCGCAGAUCACGGCGCCACCGAACUCGCCCGCGCCCGACACGCAGUGGAUCGUGCUCUACCUCGCCUAUCAGAACGGCACGCUGCUGAACGCGCUGAAGAUGUGGAUCAGCGCGGUGACGGCUCGCGUGCAGAGCUCCCCGCAGUGCUACAUCUGCUACUGCCGCAUGCACCCGUCGUCAGGCCGGCUGCCGACCGUGCCGUGCUACCAGUGCCGAAACAAGUUCCACUCGCCGUGUUUGCGUAAAUGGUUUUCGACGAGCAACAAAUCAAAUUGUCCUCUCUGCCGUACGAAAUUUUGAUAAGCUCGCAUCGAGGCUCUUCAUGCGAAAAUCGUCGAACACUCAAACUUCAGUUACCUAUAAACCUUAAACAUUACCGAAAUGUACAUUCGUUUGAUAUAUGUGAUCACAUAACUCUUGGCAAACAAAAAUAAUGUAGUAUGACUAUCUAUAAACCUUUUAAAAGCAUGGACUAUCGUUAUAUAAAUACUAUUCGGAAUUUAGGUAACUCACGAUUAUAUAUAUAUAAAAUAUAUAAUUUUUUUAAUUAUAAACAGAUGUCAGCAUAUUCUUAAUGUUUCCACGACGCAUCACCUAUGAUAUCAAUUCUAUGGACAAACAAGUAUAACAGGCACAUCUUGGUCGGCUAAAAUUGGUUCUCCGAGACGAUAGACUAUUAUUUAUAUGAAAGUACAGCAUGCAAUGAAACUAUAACUGCUCUUUACAUAAUUGUAUGUAUUACGUUGUUUAAAAUCUCAUAAUUAAAUUAUCUUUAGAUAUUUUUUUAUUAAAAAUUAAACAAUAUAGCUAAUUUCUUAAACUAAAAAUAUAUUAAUUUAUUGCGUAGCGUACCGUGUCAUUGAUAAAUUUCUAAAUAACAUAAUAAAUUUCUAGUAAGUAAUAAAUUGACCAUCCUCCUCGUUGCGAGUACGCCGUUCCAGAUACAGUGGCAUAAGGCCACCGUUAUACGACGUUAUUAUUAGAAAAACAUGUUAGGGUCAAUUUCUAACAAAAAUUUGGACGAAUGAGACCCGUUUUUAUAUAUUCUCUUGAUGGGUGGAAAACAUUAAAUAACUUGUUAAUAAUAAGUCACUUUUCUAGAUUGAGUAAAUUUACAAAUUAACUACGGAUAUUUGUUUCUAGAAUUCAAAAUCCAGAAAUGUUUACUCAUUUUUUUAUAUUUAUUGGGGAGUUAAUAAGUGUUUAUAAAUUAAAAUAAACAUUUCUCAUUUAAGUUCACAUAUAAUUUAUUUUGUCCCGGUUCUUUAGGACCAUACCAAGUUUCUAAAUAAAGUAGAUCAUGCUAUUGUAAUAAUUAAAAAUUAUACAAUAAAUGGGUUGUGUACAUAUUUUUGAUUUUAAAUAUAAGUUUUUAUUUAAAAAUUGUAUUAAUUAUGA